GAACUUUUACUUCAGCCGCGAUUAGCGUCAACAUAGUUAAUGGGAAAUUUAUAUUGAGAUCAGAUGGAGAAUUUUUCUACUGUAGAAAAAAUAGGGGAAGGAACAUAUGGUGUAGUUUACAAAGCCAAAGACAGGGUCACCGGACAAGAAAUCGCGUUGAAGAAAAUCAAACUUGAAAAUGAACCUGAGGGUGUACCAUCAACAGCCUUACGGGAGAUCUCAGUGCUGCGAGAACUUCGACAUCCAGCAGUUGUACGGCUCCUUGAUGUUAUGCUGGCAUCUUCAGACAGUAAACUGUUUCUUGUCUUUGAAUAUUUGAAUAUGGAUCUCAAAAGACUCAUGGAUCUGACGAAGGGACCACUACCUAUUGAUUUAGUUAAGAGUUAUUUACGACAGUUACUGGAAGGUGUUGCGUACUGUCACGCCCAACGUGUUCUCCACAGAGACCUGAAGCCCCAGAACCUACUAAUAGACGAGGAAGGUCACAUUAAAUUGGCCGAUUUCGGUUUGGCUCGAGCUUUUGGUAUCCCUGUGCGUGCUUACACACAUGAGGUGGUCACACUAUGGUACCGUGCACCAGAAAUCCUUCUUGGGGCUAAGUUCUACUCAACCGCCGUUGAUGUUUGGAGCUUAGCCUGUAUUUUUGCAGAGAUGGCAAGCGGUCGCACUCUUUUCCCCGGUGACAGUGAAAUAGACCAGCUAUUCCGCGUAUUCCGAGCGCUGGGUACACCAGGCGAGGCACUAUGGCCGGCAGCGAGAAGACUUCCUGACUUCCGAGCCGCCUUCCCGCGAUGGCCUGCCCGACCUGCCCGAACAUUACUACCAGCAGGACUCCGAGCGCACAGUUCAGCGGCAGCGUUGUUUGAGGCCAUGCUGCGUUAUGAACCUGAGACUCGAAUUCCUGCCCGAGCUGCUCUUACGCAUCCUUACUUGGCUGAUGCGACUCUGGUGCCGCCUCCUCUACAUCCUUAAUGUAUUGGAAUCCUGUAGAGGUAGAGGUAACAGAUCAAAGGGGACGGGUAGGGUACUUUGUGGAGUUUAAGGAGUUUUGUCAUUGGACCGAUGACACCCACAACCUAUUGGGACAGUCCAGGGUUUGUCAUUUUAUUAUGAAGUGAACCAAAACUAAUAAAAAUACCCUUUGAAAC
Molecule: messenger RNA, 1148 nt
Organism: Bombyx mori (domestic silkworm)
Lineage: Eukaryota; Metazoa; Arthropoda; Insecta; Lepidoptera; Bombycidae
Gene: Cdk2
Product: cyclin-dependent kinase 2
Exons: 4
Coding region: 64-972 (302 amino acids)
Biological process (GO): regulation of gene expression; G1/S transition of mitotic cell cycle; signal transduction
Cellular component (GO): cytoplasm; nucleus; cyclin-dependent protein kinase holoenzyme complex
Molecular function (GO): cyclin binding; ATP binding; cyclin-dependent protein serine/threonine kinase activity
Source: RefSeq, marked provisional